Carcharodon carcharias (great white shark) is the source of this 1268-nucleotide messenger RNA. RefSeq names its product testis-expressed protein 264 homolog. The record is from RefSeq and is a predicted model, not a curated record. Bases 56 to 1003 code for a protein of 315 amino acids. NCBI's taxonomy places the organism in Eukaryota, Metazoa, Chordata, Chondrichthyes, Lamniformes, Lamnidae. Gene Ontology annotation, biological process: protein-DNA covalent cross-linking repair; reticulophagy. Gene Ontology annotation, cellular component: endoplasmic reticulum membrane; replication fork; nucleus. The transcript has 4 exons.
UUGGAACUCCUGCCACCCCCCGCCACCGCCCGGGCCUGUCUGCUGCCCUGAAACCAUGUCCGAGUUGAAUUUCUUGGCCCUGAGCGCCCUGUUGCUGGCCUGCCUCUUGCUGAUUAGCCUGCUGGGACUGGCCUUGUACUCGGGGCUACUGUUCAAGGUGUCAGUGCGUUCCGGCCCACCGCCCAUCCGCGCUUUCACCCUGGCCUACAAAUACAAGCAGGGUCCGUACCGGGAAGCGGGCCGGCUUUUCACCAAGAUCACCAGCAUCGCGCCCAAGCUCAGCUCCGUUGGAAUCUACUAUGACGACCCCAAGCAGGAAUCCGAAGAGAAGCUACGGUAUGUAGCAGGCAGCAUCCUAAGUGAGGGUGAUGAGAAACCAUCUGAAGAGCUGAUCAAACUCUUUGAGAAAUUCGGCUUCAAGAUAAUCUCCUUCCCAGAGGUCACACACGUUGUUAUGACAACUUUCCCUUUCACGACCUUUCUCUCACUGCUCAUAGCGAUGUACAGGGUGUACCCAGUCCUGAAUAAUUACAUCAAGGAACGGAAGCUUUGUGCCCACCCAUGCCUGGAGAUCUAUCGGGGAGACCUGAUCUAUUUCAUGUGCCCUCUGGCACGGCAGGGUGACUUCUAUGUACCUGAACUAAAGGAGGCUGACAAGAAGCAGAAAGAGGAAGAGGCAGAUGAUGCACAUACAGACGCAGGUGCAGAUUCAUUCAGUGACAACAGCUCAGUGACUUAUGAGGCGUACACAGAGAGCAGGGAAACCUCACUGGCAAAGUCAGUCACCCCUGACCUGACCAACAAGGAACUUGAGGACAGCGACAAGAGUGACAAAAGUGAGUCGGUCACGAGCGGAUCAUCCUUUGAGGAACUCGAUCUGGAAGCUCACAAUAAUGGGGAGCGGCCCGGGGUCACUCAGCAGGGCUCUGAGGCUAAGAAGGAGCAGGAUCAACUGACAGAAACCAAGAAUUCUCUGGAUAUCAGGAGAAUGGAGGAAGAAUAAAAAUAGAAGGAAUUAUAUAAGGAUCCUAUUGGGACCACGCACAUAACUUUGCCUGGCGACUUUCCUUGUGAUAAGGUACUGAAGGCUUGCUGCAACUCCAGAGAAAUAUAACCAAUUGUUAACCAAUAAAAUAGCUUGGAAUUAGUUUGUCUCGAUUGAAGAUGAAGCCUGCAUCAAUGUGUCUAUAAUACUGUAUUCACAAACUUGAGCAACAUUUAUUCAUUUUUUAAAUAAAUUCAAAUAUUUGGCUUUAACAAGUAAAAAA